Colletotrichum truncatum is the source of this 471-nucleotide messenger RNA. RefSeq lists its product as uncharacterized. NCBI's taxonomy places the organism in Eukaryota, Fungi, Ascomycota, Sordariomycetes, Glomerellales, Glomerellaceae. The record is from RefSeq and is a predicted model, not a curated record.
AUGCCUUCCUUGCCCAUCGAAGCCUCCCAGUCAGCUCGGGAUAUUGCACUGACGCUCAUCACCCGAGCUUCAGGAAGCAGAGGGAGCAGUCGCGUCGGUAGACCCGCCCGAACCGGUAUGCGAGUCCUCAGCGGCGGCAUAAUCGCCGCCAUAGUCAUCGGCUCCUUGGUUGGCCUGGCAUUGAUUAUCCUUGCUAUUCUUCUCUUCCGCCGUCACAAGAGACAGAGCCAAGCUAGAAACAAGGAGAUGCAGAAGUACUACGGAGAUAACCGGUCCAGCAUCGGUUCCACCAACUACGGCGGCGACUACAACAAUACCACGACCACCAAUAAUGGUGGCUACAACUACGGCCAGGGCUACGGAUACGCACACACUGCUGCGCCAGGACAAUACGGCUAUGCCCCGCGGGACAACGGUGGUGUAUCCGGUGUCGCUCCUGCUCAUACUGCGGAUCACGUUACCACGAAAUAA